ACUGCACCUUUCUGAGGUCACACUUUUCCGCCAUUUUUUUUACCGACUUGAAACUUUUUUCGCGAGACUGGAGAACAUAGUUUGUGCACGCGUAGAAUAUGUAAAUAGAUUAGAAUUCGCACGAUCGGACGACUGAGAGCCUAGGCAAGUGCACAAAUAGCGAGCGGUUGGUCAGCGGAGCGAGGCCCCCGGAAAAGCGAGGAGCAGCACGCCGGUUUCUGCUCCGGCUUGCGCUGAAGACACUGUACGAGGCGCGCGUGAGUGCGAGUGAGACGGAACGAGUGCCGAGGGCGACUGUGUGCGUGCGAAAGUUGGAAAAGCGGCGGAAAAUCGGUGGUUGCGCCUAGGAGGAGCUCCUUUCCCGGCUCAGCAUGGGCGACGUGGUCUUGGACCUGUACGCGGAGGACCUGGACAAGGACUUUGCCGGGCAGGCUCAGGACGAAUUUGGAGGCGAUGGAGUGGACCUUUACGAUGACAUAGGCGGUCCCACCGAGGCGGCGGCUUCCGGUGGCGGGGGCGGCGGAACGCCCUCUGCAGACGGAGCCGCUGGGCCGGGCUCCGGGGAGUCCGGAGAACGAAUUUCUGGGGGUCCCAAUGGGGUAUACCAUCAGAGCGGUGGUAGCCUCACUCCGACCAUGAACCGGCGCUACCAGCUGUACGUGGGCAAUCUCACUUGGUGGACCACCGACCAGGAUAUCGCCAACUCGCUGCGAGACAUCGGCGUGAAUGACCUGCAGGAGGUGAAGUUCUUUGAGAACCGGGCCAACGGCCAGUCGAAGGGCUUCAGCGUCAUCUCGCUGGGAUCGGAGUCCAGUCUACGCGCCGUGCUCGACCAGCUGCCCAAGAAGGAGAUGCACGGCCAGGCGCCGGUGGUCACGUACCCCAGCAAGCAGGCGCUCACCCAGUUUGAGAGUCUGCAGAAGACGCGUCCGGUGCCGCCGCCGCAGCAGAAUGGACCGCCAAGGGGGCCGGCACCGCCCAGCAUGGGCGGCGGACCUAUGCCCUCUGGACAUCCGGGUGGACCGCAGGGAGGCGGGCCGCCUGGGCAUCCGCCACGUGGGAUGAACUCCAUCAUGCAGCCGGGCCAGUACCGGCCGCAGCACAUGUCGCAGGUGCCCCAGGUGGGCGGACCCAACUCCGGACCUCCGCGCAUGCAGCCGCCAAUGCAUCCGCAAGGCGGGCUCAUGGGCAACCAACAGCCGCCACCCCGGUAUCCGUCAGCGCAGGGCCAAUGGCCAGGUCAGCGGCCAGGCGGACCACGACCAGGUCCACCGAACGGACCGCCGCAGCGACCAAUGUUCCAAGGAGGACCCAUGAGCAUGCCCGUUAGGGGUCCGCCGGGUCCCGACUGGCGUCGUCCGCCCAUGCACGGAGGUUUCCCGCCGCAGGGACCGCCCCGAGGCCUUCCGCCAGCGCCUGGUCCGGGCGGACCACACGGCGCCCCCGCACCCCACGUGAAUCCGGCGUUCUUCAACCAACCCGGCGGCCCUGCCCAACAUCCGGGCAUGGGCGGUCCGCCGCACGGAGCCCCCGGUCCGCAGCCCGGCAUGAACAUGCCACCGCAGCAGGGCAUGAACAUGCCGCCGCAGCACGGACCGCCGCCCCAGUUCGCCCAGCAUGGACCACGCGGUCCAUGGCCGCCACCGCAGGGUAAGCCACCGGGUCCCUUCCCUGAUCCUCAGCAGAUGGGACCGCAACUCACGGAGGUGGAGUUCGAGGAGGUGAUGAGCAGAAAUCGCACAGUCAGCAGUUCGGCGAUCGCCAGAGCUGUUUCUGAUGCGGCCGCUGGUGAAUAUUCGAGCGCCAUCGAGACGCUGGUCACGGCCAUUUCACUGAUCAAACAGUCCAAGGUAGCGCACGACGAGCGCUGCAAAAUCCUGAUCAGCUCGCUGCAGGACACGUUGCAUGGCAUUGAGGCGAAGAGCUACAACAGGCGCGAGCGGUCGCGCUCCAGGGAGCGAUCCCAUCGCAGUCGGCAGAGGCGCGAGCGUUCAACGUCCAGGUAUCGCGAGCGUUCUCGGGAGCGGGAACGCGAUCGGGAUCGCGAGCGCGAGCGGGAUGGCGGCAGCUACCGGGAGCGGUCACGCAGCAGAGAACGGGAACGUCAGGCUCCAGAUCACUACAGGGAUGACAGCCGAUCGGUGCGUCCGCGAAAGUCGCCGGAGCCCGUAGUCGCCGAAGCUGCUGAGGCACCUUCUUCGAAGCGGUACUACGAGGACCGGGAAAGGUAUCGAUCAUCGGACAGGGAGCGCCGCGACCGGGAUCGGGACCGUGACCGUGAGCGGGAGCGCGAUCGUGACAGGCGCGAGGAGCACCGUUCCCGGCAUUGAUUGCCGCAAGUGGAGGAUUGGAGCAGCGCCAGCGGAUCAGUAAUCAAGAGUAAAGAUGCAACGCAGAUAUACUAAACACACUCUAUUAACAAACAAUAAGCCGCAGCUUGGUGGGAUGACAAGCCAGCCACAAUUAACAGAUUUUCGAUUUGUAUCUAACAUUACCAAUACGUAGGAUAUGAAUAUGGCAUACAGCAUAGUUCUCCUAGACAUACUAUAAUAAGCCGAAAUGCUGACAAGAUUUUACCAACGACGGACGGGGACUGUCUCCGGACCUCUACAACUCCACAACCCAGCGCUUUUGGCAGCAGUGAAACCGACCGCAGAGUUAGCAGCAGCAGGAGGAUCGAUGGGACAGUCGGCGCGGGACAUUUUAGACACUGAUGGGCACUGGAUCAUCAAACAAGAAACCACUAGCAAUCCUGCACCGCCGUCUUCGCAGCAGAAUUUCAAUAUUAUUGUACUCUAAUAUUUCGGUUUAUUUAAUAAAACAUAAACGUAUGAAAAAAGAA
Molecule: messenger RNA, 2842 nt
Organism: Drosophila biarmipes
Lineage: Eukaryota; Metazoa; Arthropoda; Insecta; Diptera; Drosophilidae
Gene: Cpsf6
Product: cleavage and polyadenylation specificity factor subunit 6
Exons: 7
Coding region: 372-2330 (652 amino acids)
Biological process (GO): mRNA alternative polyadenylation
Cellular component (GO): mRNA cleavage and polyadenylation specificity factor complex
Molecular function (GO): mRNA binding
Source: RefSeq, a predicted model, not a curated record